Sipha flava (yellow sugarcane aphid) is the source of this 881-nucleotide messenger RNA. RefSeq lists its product as uncharacterized. Bases 316 to 831 code for a protein of 171 amino acids. The transcript is spliced from 3 exons. The record is from RefSeq and is a predicted model, not a curated record. Lineage: Eukaryota; Metazoa; Arthropoda; Insecta; Hemiptera; Aphididae.
UUAUAUGAAUAUUCUAUCAUAUAUUAUAUUUAACAUUUACUUUAUAAUAAUAACAGGCCCUGAUUUAUGCAUGUGCAGGCGGUGCACUAGCACAGGGCCCCCAAAUUUGAAGGGCCCCUUUGGCCUUCCAAUUCUAUACUUUGCUACCAUAAAUAAAAGAUAUUUUUAAUAAGAUUUAGUAAGUAGUAACUAUAACCUAUUUAAGGAGGCUGCAGCAUGCGUAGUUUUCAUACGGCUUACACUAAUCACUAAUAAGCCAUCGAUAGUUAUAUCAGUCGAUGAGUUAUCGGUCAGUGAUAAUACUAAUAAUACUCAAUGAUAUUAUCAAUGGUAAUAAUGUUUAUAAACAAUAAAAACCACUUACCAAAAACUAAGACUUUUAAGUCUGUGAUUUAUUGUGGUUAUUUAUUAUUUAUAAUGUCAUCCAAAAGAAAAUAUGCUUCUGGAUAUGAAAAAAGAAAGUUGAAAAACAAACGUGAAGAAGAAAACAAAAAGUUAAGCGGUUCACUAUCAAAAUUUGUUAACUGCUCUUCCUCUGAAACUGUGGUGCCCAAAAAUAAAACAGAAGGACCAGAAGAUCUUGAUGUAUCGAUCAGUAUCAAUGAUCCUGAAGCUGAAGCACUAACAGAUGAUGCAAAUAAAAAUAAAAAUACCUGUAUCAUAGAUGUCAAUGUUGAAAAUAUUAGUGAACCUGAUGAGACUGUCGAGACUGUCGAGAUUGGAGAUGGCAUUGUUAAUAAUUCAAAUAAUGAAAAUAAAAAUAAAUUAGCAAGUUGUAAGUUAACUAAAACUCAUACAUACUAUACUUUAGUCAUAACCAAUUACCAUUAAAUUACCUAAUAAAUUUAUGUUCCUUGUCAUAUCUUAUUAGAUACAUGUAU